This is a messenger RNA of Paralichthys olivaceus (Japanese flounder), 4249 nucleotides long. The record is from RefSeq and is a predicted model, not a curated record. Lineage: Eukaryota; Metazoa; Chordata; Actinopteri; Pleuronectiformes; Paralichthyidae.
AUGAACUUAAACAGGGAGGUGACCCGACAGAACAGCUCGUAUUCGUAUGUGAUAGAAGAAGACGAUCCAGCCCUGGCAAGCCGAAACGUAUUUGAGUUGGCCGUGAAGGGUGAGCUCGCUCUCCUGCAGAACCUGGUGAGGAAGAGCCCAAAGGUCCUGAGUGAGAGAGAUGAAUACGGAGCGAGUACCCUUCAUCACGCUGCCGCAGGGGGCCACGUCACCCUCAUCCAAUUCAUCACCACUGUCAUAGACUCACAGGGUAAGCAUGCCUCAGUCAUCGAUCAUAAGGUGCACUCCAGCACAGAGCUGAACAGCUGUGAUGAGCAGGGCAACGUGCCCCUACACUGGGCAGUGGAGCAGAACAAGGCGGAGAGCUGCAGGGCUCUUAUGGACCUGGGGGCCAACCCCAACAUCCUCAACACAGCCCUCCUGUCCCCUCUGCACCUGGCUGUCAACCGUGGACACAACAACCUGGUGGAGCUGCUGGUGUCUUACAGUGCCACAGACUGUAAUCUGGAGGGAGACCUUGGGAACAACCCAGUGAUACUGGCCAGCUCUAUCAAUAACUGUGAGGCUCUAAGCAUAUUGUUAAAGCAUGGAGGGCGGCUCUGCCAACAGAACAAGCUCGGGCAUUUUCCUAUCCACGCAGCUGCCUUCGCAGGUGCAAAGAAAGCCAUGGAAGUGAUCCUGAAGGCCGGAGAGGAGUUGGGUCACUCAACUGUUGUUCACAUCAACUAUUUAGACAAGUCAAAGAGUAGUCCCCUCCAUCUGGCUGUUCGUGGUGGGAAUAUUGAAGCCAUCCGCCUCUGCAUUGCCACUGGGGCCAGAGUUGACCAGCAACAGAAUGACAGGUCCACACCGCUGCACUUUGCCUGUACCCAGGGUGCGACUGAGGUAGUCAAACUGAUGCUCUCCUCAUUCGACCAAGUGGAAGACAUCAUCAAUCUAACUGAUGGGGCAUGUCAGACCCCUCUGCACAGGGCAACAAUAUUUGACCACACAGAGCUGGUGGAGUACCUAAUUUCUUUGGGUGCAGACCUAAACAGCACUGAUUGUAAAGGAAAAUCUCCUUUGCUGCUGGCCACGAGCUGUGGAGCAUGGAGAACUGUGUCUCUGCUGCUGUCAAAAGGGGCAAAUGUAAAUGCGACAGACAGAUGCGGUUGUAACUUCCUCCACCUGGCCAUUCUGCAGCCUAAGGGUCUGAAGAAUCUUCCGCAAGAAGUACUGCAGCACAACAGUGUGAAGGCGCUGCUGAGCAGGGAGGACAACGACGGCUGCACCCCGCUCCACUACGCUUGCAGACUGGGUAUCCAUGACUCAGUAAAGAACAUGCUGGGCCUCUCGGGGCAGGUCGGCCUCGCAUGCAAGUCCAAGGACAAGAAGUCUGCCUUGCACUUUGCUGCCGAGUAUGGCCGCAUCAAUACAUGUCAACGAUUACUGGAGACCAUCACAGACUCUCGUUUGCUGAAUGAAGGUGACGGUCAAGGCCUGACUCCGCUUCAUUUGGCUUCAAGAGGGGGACACAUCAAGGUGGUGCAGUUGCUUCUGUGUAAAGGAGCUCUCUUUCAGAGUGAUUAUAAGGGUUGGAGCAGUCUGCACCAUGCUGCAUCUGAAGGAUACACACAAACUAUGGACAUCCUCCUGUCAACCAAUCCCAAGUUACUGGAUAAAACAGAUGACAACGGGAACACUGCACUGCACAUCGCAGCAAAAGAGGGACAUGUGGCUGCAGUGAGGAUGAUGCUGGCUCGGGGAGCGGAGCUCAUCUUAAACAAGAACGACACUUCGUUCCUGCAUGAAGCGCUUCAAAAUGGCAAGAAAGAUGUGGUCAAUGCGGUAAUCGACAGUGACAGAUGUGCUGAGGCAUUAAUAAUGUUUGCACCUGGCACAAGUCAGAGAUGUCCCAUACUAGACAUGAUUGAGUUCCUGCCUGAGACCUACAAGUACCUGUUGGACGGCUGUGUUAAGGAAUCUGACAAUGACUACAACAGUCCUGACUACCACAUUGAAUAUAAUUUCAGAUGGCUUCAAGCUCCCCUCACAGCAAAGAAGCAUGUUGACAAUUCCGUGAGGUGCAAACCACUGGCUGCACUCAAUGCGAUGGUGCAGUACAACCGGCUCGAGCUUCUCGAACACCCUGUCAGCAAAAAGUACCUGGCGAUGAAGUGGCUUGCAUAUGGGAGCAAGGCUCAUUUGCUCAACAUGUUUGUGUACCUGUUAGGCCUGCUGCCCCUCACUCAACUGAUAGUGACUCUGAGGCCCAGCAUGAACACCACUAGCACAGGGGAGCAAAUUAUCCUCAUGGUGCCUGUUUCUUUCAAAGAGCAAAGUGUGUAUCUGUCCUUCUGUAUGGUGAUGGUCGUGGCCAUGAACAUCUACUGCAUCGUGAAGGAAGUGGUGCAGAUAUCACAACAGCGCUGGAAUUACUUGAAAGAUUCGUCCAACCACAGCGACUGGUUUUCAGCCAUCUUCUCUCUGUUGUUCAUAAUCCCCAUCAUGGUCAACAUGGAAGGUUCUUUACACUGGCAAGCAGGGGCGCUAGCUGUCUUAAACUCAUGGAUUGGAUUUCUCCUUUAUCUCCAGAGGUUUGAGGGCGUUGGAAUCUAUGUUGUGAUGUUUGGAGAGAUCCUGAAGACGCUGGUCCGCAUCGUGAUGUUGUUCAUAUUUCUGGUGUGCGCUUUUGGACUAGCAUUCCAUGCACUGAUGCUCAACCAGAAAGAGUUUGACAGCGUGGAGCUCUCAGUGAUGCAGACCUUUGUGAUGAUGGUCGGGGAGCUGAACUACCAAAACAACUUUCUGGAAGCUUACAUGAACAACGAGCUUCCCUUCGGUCCGCUGACUUACUUAAUUUUUGUGCAAUUUGUGCUGCUCAUGCCCAUACUGCUGAUGAACCUGAUGAUUGGUUUAGCAGUUGGAGACAUCGCUGAAGUACAAAGAAAUGCUGUCUUGAAAAGAAUAGCCAUGCAGAUUGAACUCCACACUGCUCUGGAAGAUAAGCUCCCUUACUGGUUCAUGAAACGAGUCGACAAACCCUCCAUAACCAUCUACCCCAACCGCAAGUGCUCCAGGCGCUAUAUACAGCAGUUGUUUAUAGGCAGUGAGGAGUCAGUUGAAGUUUCGAGUCGUGUGCAGGCCAAGUCACAGAGCUGCACCAUGAUCGAGAACGAGCUAAGGAAGCAGAAGAGCAGGAUGAAAGAGAUGUCGAGCCUGCUGGAGAAGCAGUACAGCCUCCUGAAGCUCGUCAUCCAGAAGAUGGAGAUCACCACGGAGGCUGACGAGAACGACGGCCCCACGAACGUCAAAGCCAGCAGGUGGCCGAGUCUGAGUCGGUCUGGGCCGAGAGGACACACCGUGUCUCGCUGGGUCCCGCUGAUGAAGGCCAUUGAGUGUGAUAGAAAAUAAAAAUGAUGAUACAGAAACAUUAUAUAACCCUACAAAGUGAAAUAUCACCACAUUAUGCAGGUAAUCAUGGCAUUAUUACAUGACUCCUGCAAAAUGUUGUUCUGUUAACUUUAACGAUAGCCUUUAUGAAGCUUAGAUUCAUCUAAUAGUUAAAUAUAUAUACAACUGCAAUUAACUGUUGUGUGUUUUUUCAGGAAUUAGAGGUUAAAGACUAAAUACUGUUGCACAUAAAGUUAUGGUCAUAGUCGUGUUCUAGGAAAUUACAUAAUACAUUAUCUUAUUAACUUUUACCUGUGACUGGUGAAUUUAAACCCUUAGUGGUGUGGAUGCAGUGUUGCCAUUCGUACAUCUUACAUAUGCCUUUCUUUGAAAUAUGUGCUUCUUCAUCUAUUGAAUAUAAUGUGUCACCACCUCCGUGACAGUUUUCAUCAAAUUUUUAAUUUGCGAGUUGAAACAGACUUUCAACUCAGGCAUAAUUAAUGGCUGCAAUAAGAGCUUGAAGGAAAAUCUCCCAUGUUUUGGUUUGUUGGUGCUGUGGCAAACUUCACUGCAAAAUUAUGAUUCACAUCAAAUCUCUACAUGAAGGUGAAUCUCACAAAGGCAAUAUUUUCAAUUGAGUCUUUCAAAACUUUCAAAUAUUUUUUUUUGAAAAAGAAUAUUCUAUUUAGGAGUCCAGUCUAGUGCCUGACAAGAACCUUUCCUGCAGCUUGAAACAUGAUGUGAUCUGCCGGUUCAGGGAUUCCGUGUAAAAUGAUGUGAAUAUUUUCAAACCUUUUACUCACUUGAAACACAUAUUUUGGUGAAGACAUAGCUCUGAGUGAAUCCCAUGUCAAUUAUUAUUUAUUAA